UCCUGGCAAGGCAAUAGGGCUUCACAGGACAGCUUCCCUUGCCCCUCAGUUGCUCGCUCUCCUGUCCGGCUGCCCCUCUUCAGCUUGGAACAAACAGCUCAGCUCGCACGCCAGGGCCGGCCACCGGCUGACGGAACAUCGGUGGCGCCGCGGGGCAGUCUUCAGCCUCGAUCAUCUAACAUUCUCUAUCCACAAGCCAGCAAAAAGAGAUCAUAAAUGUCGCUCGAGGUCGAGAACCAAGUGAGCACUGAGUCGACCAACCGUCUCAGUCUCAAACGCCAUGAUUCACUCUUCGGCGACGCAGAGAAGGUCUCUGGCACUAGCCACCAUGGCUCCAUGGGGAGCUGGGCCCGGACUCUGCACCUUGCUUUCCAAAGCGUGGGCAUCAUCUAUGGGGAUAUUGGGACGUCGCCGCUGUAUGUCUACUCCAGUACCUUCCCUGACGGCAUCAAAAACAAUGACGAUCUGCUGGGCGUCUUGUCUCUCAUCAUCUACACCCUCGUCCUCAUACCGAUGCUCAAAUAUGUCUUCAUCGUGCUUUAUGCAGACGACAAUGGAGAUGGUGGAACGUUUGCGCUUUAUUCACUGAUAUCGCGGUACGCAAAGGUCAGGCUGAUCCCGAACCAGCAGGCAGAGGACGCGAUGGUAUCAAAUUACAGCAUAGAAGAGCCGAGCUCACAGCUGACGAGGGCACAGUGGGUGAAACAGAAGCUUGAGUCUAGCAAGGCUGCCAAGAUUGCACUAUUCACGCUCACAAUCCUUGGCACAUCCAUGGUGAUGGGCGAUGGGACCUUGACACCGGCCAUAUCAGUGCUCUCUGCAGUGAGUGGGAUCAGAGAAAAAGCGCCAAGCUUGACUCAGACGCAAGUAGUCUGGAUCUCUGUGGCAAUUCUGUUCAUGCUCUUCUCAGUCCAACGCUUUGGGACCGACAAGGUCGGGUACUCCUUCGCUCCUAUUAUCUCGGUGUGGUUCCUUCUGAUUGCUAGUAUCGGACUGUACAACCUCGUUGUUCACGACAUCGGUGUCUUACGGGCCUUCAACCCGAUGUACAUAGUACAUUACUUCAAAAGGAACGGGAAGGACGGGUGGAUUUCACUUGGUGGUGUUAUCCUCUGUGUCACAGGAACAGAAGGUAUGUUUGCUGAUCUGGGACAUUUCAAUAUCAGGGCCGUUCAGAUCAGCUUCAAUGGCAUAUUGUUCCCGUCGGUAGCACUAUGUUACAUCGGGCAGGCGGCUUACCUGAGGAAAUUUCCAGAGAACGUUGGAAACACCUUCUAUAGAUCCAUCCCAGGUAUAAACAAAUUAAGACUGCAGUUUCACUUCUUGGAAAUGACUUGCUUCACAAACAUAGCACAAUUUAAGAUUGACUCUCUUUUUUUGGCUGCAGUGCCAUUGUUCUGGCCAGCCUUCAUCAUUGCCAUUCUUUCGGCUAUCAUUGCAAGCCAAGCAAUGCUCUCUGGCGCAUUUGCCAUCCUCUCCAAGGCACUGUCUCUUGGUUGUUUCCCCAGGGUUCAAGUGAUCCACACCUCAAACAAAUACGAGGGGCAAGUGUACAUUCCGGAGGUGAACUUCAUGAUGGGAUUGGCGAGCAUCAUAGUCACAAUCGCCUUCAGAACAACCACCAGCAUUGGCCAUGCUUAUGGGAUCUGUGUGGUGACCACAUUCUUGAUCACCACCCAUCUGAUGACCGUUGUGAUGCUCCUCGUGUGGAAGAAACACGUUGUCUUCAUCCUUCUGUUCUACGUCGUGUUUGGUUCCAUAGAAGUAAUCUACCUCUCCUCCAUACUGUCGAAGUUCAUUGACGGAGGAUACCUUCCAUUCUGCUUCUCGCUGGUCCUGAUGGCCCUGAUGGCGACAUGGCACUAUGUCCAUGUCAUGAGAUACAGGUACGAGCUCGAGCACGUUGUGCCUACUAACGAAAUGACUGCUCUCCUCGAGAAGAACGACGUGCGGCGGAUCCCUGGAGUGGGACUCCUGUACACGGAGCUCAUCCAGGGUAUACCCCCGGUGUUCCCUCGGCUGAUCAAGAAGAUACCAUCUGUGCACUCCAUCUUCGUGUUCAUGUCGAUCAAGCACCUGCCGAUCCCGCACGUGGUGCCUGCGGAGAGGUUCCUCUUCCGGCAGGUCGGCCCGAGGGAGCAGCGGAUGUUCCGGUGCGUGGCGCGGUAUGGCUACAGCGACAGGCUGGAGGAGUCCAAGGAGUUUGCGGGGUUCCUUGUGGAUAGGCUCAAGAUGUUCAUCCAGGAGGAAAGCGCAUUCGCGCAGAACGAAGCUGAGAACGACGAGAGUAGCCCGAGCACUGAAGUUUCUGAAGCGCAGACAAGGCCGAGGCGGUCCACGCACUCCGUCGUGCACAGUGAGGAGGCGAUCCAAUCGCGGGUGAGCAGCCACUCGAGGAGGAUCACUUUCCGUGCGGAUCAGACAGUUGAGGAGGAGAAGCUGUUGAUUGACAGAGAGGUGGAGCGAGGGCUGGUGUAUCUGAUGGGAGAGGCCAAUGUGUCAGCUGGGCCCAAGUCAUCAAUCAUGAAGAAGAUCGUUGUGAACUAUGUCUAUUCAUUCUUGAGGAGGAACUUGCCGGCGGGGCACAAGGCAUUGUCCGUUCCCAAAGAUCAGCUGCUCAAAGUUGGGAUCACAUAUGAAAUAUAGGGAUUUUAUCGAAGCAUGAGGUGUGCACCUGACCGAGUGUUUCUUGGCGCAUAAUAUUGAUUUGAAAGGGCAAAGUGCUUUGUUUGUUUCAAAUAAAGAGGCAUGUGUGAGUGGGCUUCUCUUUUAGCUCUGGAAGGCAUCUUUUCAUUCUCUGUACUGUGUGGUGUUAUUAGAAUGUGUCAAAUGUAAAGGUGAUAUUGGAAGUAAAAAAUGUUUCGACUA
Phragmites australis (common reed) is the source of this 2868-nucleotide messenger RNA. Its product is annotated as potassium transporter 1-like. The record is from RefSeq and is a predicted model, not a curated record. Gene Ontology annotation, molecular function: potassium ion transmembrane transporter activity. Gene Ontology annotation, biological process: potassium ion transmembrane transport. Gene Ontology annotation, cellular component: membrane. NCBI's taxonomy places the organism in Eukaryota, Viridiplantae, Streptophyta, Magnoliopsida, Poales, Poaceae. The coding region runs from base 217 to 2646 and encodes 809 amino acids. The transcript is spliced from 9 exons.